AUGGCAGAACUCAACUCUGAGCUAUUCACCGAGCAAGAGCUCACCUGUUCAAUCUGCUUAGACCUGUUUACCGACCCGGUUUCCACGCCGUGCGGCCACAACUUUUGCCAGGGCUGUAUUGGGGGCUACUGGGCCUCCAGCCGGGUUUGCACCUGCCCGCUCUGCAAAAGGGUCUUCGAGGAGCGUCCGGAGCUCAGCAUCAACCGCGUCUUCGCCCACAUCGCCCAGAAGUACAAGGAGAUGCGUUACGGGGCUCCGCCUCCCGUGAAACCCCGACAAAGAUCCAUCCCCGGCGGCGUGGCUCCCCCGGCGAUGCCGCAGGAAGACGAGAUCAUGUGUGACGUGUGCACGGGCAGGAAGGAGAAAGCCGUCAGUUCCUGUCUGACCUGCACGGCCUCGUACUGCGAGACCCACGUGCUGCCCCAUCACCAGACGCCCUUCUACUCCUCUCAUCGCCUGCUGGACCCGAAGGAGGCCCUGCGCGGCCGCACCUGCCCGGAACACGGGCGGCUCCUGGAGGUAUACUGCCGCACCGACGAGAAGUGUAUCUGCGCCAUCUGCGUUCUGGAGGAGCAUCGCACCCACAGCACGGUGUCUGUGCAGACCGAGCGCGUUCUCAAACAGAGGCUCCUUGGAAAAACAGAACUGGACAUUCAGACAGCGAUUGAGAGAAAAAAUAUUCGCCUGGCUGAGCUGAAGGGCAAGCUACAAACCCUCAGGAACUAUGCUCAGGCCGAGCUGUCCGAGGUGGAGCAGGUCUUGACGGACGUGCUUCGCUCGGUGGAGCGAAUUCGCGGGGAGCUGGUGGACGGGAUCGAGGAGAAGCGAGAUUCGGUCAUCAGUCGCGGAGAGCGGCUGGCGACCCAUCUGGAAUCCGGGCUGGAACAGCUUCAGGAGCGCAGGGCUCGACUGGCGGCUCAGGCUACGUCGGACGACCACAUCGGCUUCCUUCAGAGCUUUGAAGCGGCCAACACCCCCAUUCCAGAGAUGGAAACGCUCAGGGAGGACGCGGAGGCCGAGCUGGAGCUGCACUUCUCCCUGGGGGAGGUGAAAGCCGCUCUUGGGGAGGUCCGUGAAAAACUGGACGACAUACGCAUGGGGGAGGUACACUACAGACACUCAGUUACGUCAUUACCGGAGAGCGAGAGCAUGAUGAGCGUUCGUUCACUAAGGAGGCGGGAAUUCUCGCUGAGGGAUCUGAGAAAAUUAAAAACAGGAUCUUCCUACAAAAAAGUGAGAGGUUAUCUAGAGGACAUAACUUUGAACCCAGUUACGGCCUACCCCUUCCUCAUCCUCUCGGACGACAGGAAGCAGCUUAAACGCGGCGAGAAGCUGCAGUUCUUCAGGAACAGCGCCCAGCGCUUUGACGUCUGGUCCUGCGUACUGUCCAAAGAAAGUUUCUCCUCAGGCAGACACUACUGGGAGGUAAAUGUGGGUGAGAACAAGGACUGGAAGUUGGGCGUGGUCUGCGAUUCGGCCCAGAGGAAGGGUCUGUUUGACAUGAGCCCUAGCAACGGUUACUACGCGCUGUGGUGGAGCGGGUCUCAGCUCCGCGCCCUCACGGCUCCGCCCCUAACCAAAGUCAAGGUCACGGGGAAGCUACGACGGGUCGGCAUCUACCUGGACUGCGAGGAGGGUCAGGUGUCGUUCUACAACGCCAAGACGGGAUCCGAGCUGUACUCUUUCUCCGGUCCCGAGUUCACCGAGAGAAUGCUCCCCCUGUUCGGCACCGGCGACAAAGAAGUCCCAUUGGUUUUAAUGUCCACUCAGUUCGGUAGCAUGCCAGAGUGA
Messenger RNA from Chanos chanos (milkfish), 1791 nucleotides. It is a transcript of the gene btr30, whose product is annotated as bloodthirsty-related gene family, member 30. NCBI's taxonomy places the organism in Eukaryota, Metazoa, Chordata, Actinopteri, Gonorynchiformes, Chanidae. Gene Ontology annotation, molecular function: protein binding; zinc ion binding. Bases 1 to 1791 code for a protein of 596 amino acids. The transcript has 9 exons. The record is from RefSeq and is a predicted model, not a curated record.